Cadophora gregata is the source of this 324-nucleotide messenger RNA. RefSeq lists its product as uncharacterized. The record is from RefSeq and is a predicted model, not a curated record. The coding region runs from base 1 to 324 and encodes 107 amino acids. The transcript has a single exon. Lineage: Eukaryota; Fungi; Ascomycota; Leotiomycetes; Helotiales; Ploettnerulaceae.
AUGUCUGUCUGGCUCGGUCAAGUCAAGUCAAGUCCAGUCAAGCCCACGGCGUCCCGUUCUUGCAGAAACGAAGCAGAAGUGUCGCAAAUCCUUAGGGGUUCCGAUGUCAAAUUCCCCGAUCCGGUGGCUGCCACUGCCACUGCCACUGCCACUGCCAGUUGCCCGCCGCCCAUUCGUCCCACCCAAUCGCCUCCACCUGCCCGAGUUCUCCCCACCCCUCCCCUCCCCAACCCACCUCACCCCACCCCGCCCCCGACACCAAGCAAGCAAGCAAGCAAGCAAGCAAAAAUUGAGGUGGUCACUGACCCUCUAUUCUUCAGAUGA